AUGAUUCAGCCCGGUGCGCUUCAUGCCGUGAAUCCUUCAGGAGGAAUACGAGGUUGGAUCCUCGUAUCACUCCCCACUUCACCAGUGGGAUUUCUUCAGCCCCCAGGCCGUGAUUCCUCCGGAUCCUCGACCACGAGGCUAUCCGGCAUGAGAGACUGUGAUUCUGAGACAUCGCUUAAAAGCUUACAAGUGAAGAUGGAAUCAGACCCUCACACCCCUUGUCGGUAUCUUCCGCUUGGUUUCAGCAUGGCAAUUGCUUAA
Messenger RNA from Aspergillus niger, 261 nucleotides. RefSeq lists its product as uncharacterized. The record is from RefSeq and is a predicted model, not a curated record. Bases 1 to 261 code for a protein of 86 amino acids. NCBI's taxonomy places the organism in Eukaryota, Fungi, Ascomycota, Eurotiomycetes, Eurotiales, Aspergillaceae. The transcript has 3 exons.